UUUAUCUUUAUAUAUCUCAAUUGCCUUCAAGUAUAACUCAACUGCUUUGGCAACAUCACACUUUUUGAAACAGUUUGCAGAUUCCACAAAAUUGAAUGCAGCGUCUGUAUAAUUAUCACCGCGCAAACUCAGCUCUGCAGCAUCAGAAAAAGCAUGUCCGGCCUGGGUCCAAUUUUUAGCCAUUUUAAAUAAGUUUCCAGCUCGCGUAUAGUACUCUAUGGACUCUUCUAUCUGGCAAGCACCAUUACUGAAAAGAGUCUUGAAAAACCCACCGGAGCUCAUUUUCUUUUCAGCCUGAUUCCGAAGCUGAUGCGCUUUCAAUUCAAUUUGAGCCAUUUCACGAGGUAAAUUUGAAAUCGGGUGACAAUAACGACAGAAUUAAUUAUUUCGCUAAUGUCAGUUUUAACAAUCAAGCUACUCAAAAGUCAAAUUCCUACUUUAUUCAACUAUUCAAACUGACUUAUUAUAAUUUUAAUGGUUGUUCAAAUGAUGGAACAGCUAACACAAGAAAAGACGUUAGAUAAGGAUUCGGAGCACGAGAAAAAAAGAAAUGCCGAGAAGAAUGAUAAAGUCAUCAAACUGGGUGUCGCUUUUUCUACAACAAUGGUUCCAUCAUCGUCAGCAUUGUCCAAAAAUAGAAAUAGAUCCGCUUAUAGUGAAGUAUUGGAGAGACUGAAAAAGGACUUUUACCAACGAUGGGAUCGAAAAUCGGUAUCGUCAAGCUCUGGACUUGAUGAAUUUCUCAAGAUAAAAACUUUGGGCACAGGUUCUUUCGGAAGAGUGAUUCUAGUAAAACAUAAGGAGAAUUCCAAAGAUGCCUAUUAUGCCAUGAAAUGUAUAGAGAAGUUGAGAAUAAUGAAACUGAAACAGAUCGAACAUACGUUGUAUGAAAAGAAGAUAUCGGAGUCAAUUCGUUUUCCUUUUAUUAUUUCCCUGGAUUUCGCGUUCAAGGAUAAUAGUUACAUUUAUUUUGUUAUGCCGUUUAUUAAUGGAGGCGAGAUGUUCACUCAUUUAAGAAGAAUGCGUAGAUUUACGGAAGUUCUCUCAAGAUUUUACGCAGCACAGGUACUACUAGCUCUAGAGUUCCUCCAUUAUUGCGACAUCCUUUAUAGAGACUUGAAACCGGAAAAUAUUUUGAUUGACCACAAGGGGUAUUUGAAAAUAGCUGACCUAGGAUUCUGUAAGAUUGUGAAAGGUCGUACGUGGACACUUUGUGGCACUCCCGAAUACAUUGCUCCCGAGAUAAUACUGAGCAAGGGUUAUGGAAAGGCUGUAGAUUGGUGGUCAUACGGAGUUCUGCUGUUUGAGAUGAACGCUGGCUAUCCUCCGUUCACUUCAAGUGAUCCAAUGAAAGUGUACGAAAGGAUAAUCACCUGCAGAUAUAAAUGUCCUGGUACUUUUUCCACUGAAUUGCAGGACUUGAUAAAAAAUAUGUUGCAGUUGGACUUGAGCAGAAGGUUUGGUAAUUUGAGAAAUGGAACCCAAGAUAUGAAGAAUCACAGAUGGUUCAAGGAUACGGAUUGGUUGGCUCUUUACAAUCGACAGAUUGAACCUCCAUUCAAACCGGCCAUCAAAUCUGUAGCAGAUACUAGUAAUUUUGACCCAUUUGAUGAAGAGACAAUCAGAAUAAGUGAUCAUGACUUAUAUAAGGAUGAAUUCGAGAAGUUUUAGUUAAUUUGAUCAUGUUGAGUCAGGAAUAAUAACAUAGUGAGACAUUCAUGUUUAAUAACACAAAUAAGUGGAACUGUCUGUUUGAAAUAUUUCUUCAUCAUGUUAUGUCUAUUGGAACUUACUGUAUUACCAGAGUGGAAUAAAAAUAGUUUAA
Molecule: messenger RNA, 1825 nt
Organism: Phaedon cochleariae (mustard beetle)
Lineage: Eukaryota; Metazoa; Arthropoda; Insecta; Coleoptera; Chrysomelidae
Source: the annotation of a GenBank genome assembly